AUGACCGGCAACACUCCAGGUCGGCGCACCAACUUGACAGACCUGCCGCCGGAGCUGCUAGAGCAUAUCACCAACUACCUGCCCACCGCCUCUGCUAUCGCUGGCCUAGGCAGAACCAGCAAGACAUUGCACGCAUGGGUUGAGAAGGAUGCUUGGAAGGCAUUCUCAAGGAAUGCCUUUCCUUCGCUAUGUCCUCAGAUUACCGCCCCAUCAUACCGAGAGACGGCACGCACGUUGACGACUGUAUCCAAAGCAUGGGACAAACGAGCCUUCAUUGCACGUUACGUUGAGCCUCAUGGUUCCAUCACAUCACACCCCAGUGGGAAACAGCUUAACCAAUGGAAACCCCCGAGAGGACAGACAUUAGGCUUCACACCUCAACUCGAUGUCUUCGAAGAAAUUGGCCCAACAUGGAGAGACAGGGAAGAGACCCUUGCUUUCAGUGCCGGCGCCGAAGUAUGCAUUCGCGAGACGGCAAGAGGCGCCGAAGACAAUGUGAGCUGGAAGACUUACCGUCCGCACUCUGCAUAUGAGGGAAGAGAUGAUGUGACGACACUUCAUCUCCUACGGCCCGAGGAAGGAAGAACUGAUGCGAGCAUCAACUUCAUCUCUGGAACCGCCAAUGGCGAUCUACAAAUGAUCGGCCUGCCAGACACCGUGUCCCCAAACCAGGAUGUUGCCAUCACCUACUUCGCCACUCAAGGCUUGAAGGUCAGAUCAAGCAGCAUAUAUCGCUCUCCGGGACAGCCAACAUUGCUUGCAGCCAACCUGGACGACACCAAGGUCGCGCUUUAUACUGUAGACUCAAAUCAGUCUAAGAUUGCACCUGCGAGCCAAAUUGAGGUCCAUCCACCGCUUCGAGCUGAUGGAAAUCCUGCUCCGAAUCAUAGAGCAUGGUCGACUGCUUUCUUGUCGCCGACUACGCUGGCAGUCGGUGCUGGACCUUCAGCAGCUCCGCUACAUAUCUACACAAUCACUGACUCGGGCUUGUCGCAGAGGCCUACGCGAAAGCUUGCCUUACACAAUCAUGAGGAUGGUGUCGACGCAACAAUCAGCAAUCAGUCGCCGAGAGCUCACUUGACCUCGAUAUACACGAUCAUGCCAAUGCCAACAUCGAUAGCCUCUCACGAUCAUGGCCAAGUCUUUCUAUCUGGAGCUUACGAUGGUGUCGUUCGACUGCACGAUCUGCGUUCGCAACGCGAUGUAGAGCAGGCAUACAUCGAUCCCGCCGACGAUGGUGCAGUCUACAGCAUACUUCCACGCGGUCGCGAGAAGCUUAUGGUUGGCACCAGUAGACACAAUCUGCUCAAGGUAUUUGAUGUGAGAAUGGGAGCAAAAUGCUACAGCCAUCAGGACAUCCACACCAAUCAAUCCCCCAACACGGGUGUCGAAGCCUGCGAUCCGGAAAGCGACUACAACAUCUUCCUGCGUAACAACAACGCCUCCUUCACCACUCGUGGCAGCAAUUGGUCGCAGGGUCGAAACAGGUCUGCCGACUCGAGUGUGUACUCACUCGCAUCACCUUCAGCACAUUCUCCCUAUGUCUAUGCCGGAGUUGAAAGUGCCGUCUACGGCAUAGCAUUCGCAGAAGCAUUGGACUCGCACCCAGAUCCCACCUUCUUCGAGCCGUGGUCCGCACAGGCCGAGCCUCACAAUCAAUCUCCGAAACACAUUCGACAACAAGACAAUGACUUCGUCAACAGCAAGUUCAAGGCUGAGCACAUUGGCAAUAAGAACGGCUCGCGCACCUUCGAAGCUAAGGAUGUCCUUGGCCUUGCUAUGUAUGACCAGGGCGCGAAUAUGAAACUUUGCGUGCAACGUAGUCUAUGGGAGACGUGGCGAGCUGGGUCGCCAAGGCGGAGAGACAGAUUCUUUCAAGGCAGGCUUGACGAGCGAUGGAAGGGGGCGGCCGAGUUUGGGCAAUAG
Molecule: messenger RNA, 1926 nt
Organism: Fulvia fulva
Lineage: Eukaryota; Fungi; Ascomycota; Dothideomycetes; Mycosphaerellales; Mycosphaerellaceae
Exons: 1
Coding region: 1-1926 (641 amino acids)
Molecular function (GO): protein binding
Source: RefSeq, a predicted model, not a curated record